AUGACCACACCAACCCCCCAAACCUGGACCCUCCGCCUAAAAUCCCACAAAACAACCGUUCUCCUACACAUCGACCCCUUGCACACCUUCUCCACCAUAAAAUCCGCCCUAUACUCCGCCCUCGAGCAAACCGAACUCCGCCACCCAGACACCGGCGCCGCAAUCCCCCUCCCACCUUCUCCCUCAGACAUCCAGCUUGGGCGCCCGCUCAACAUCAACGACGCGCACGAGGGGUUCAAGCUGGGGGAGUGGGAAUAUAGUAGUUCUUUUGAUGAAGGGGUGGGGGAGGAGGUGGAGGGGAAAGGGAAGGGGAAAGCGAAAGCGACAGGAGCUGGGGGGAAGGGAGUGGCGAGUGCGAAGAUGUGUCCGAAGGGGGCGGGACUAAAGGAUGGGGCUGUGCUGGCGUUUCGGUGGGUGGGGGAUGGGAAUUGGGAGGGUGAGGAAGAGGAGGAUGAGGAUGAGGAUGGAGAGGGUGGGGGGAGAGGGAGGGAAGGGGAUAUGUGGGGGGUUAGGUUGGCGAGUUUUGAGGAUGCGUAUGGGGUGGAGAAUGAGGGGGAUGUUGGGGGUGGGAGGGAGUUUGAGGGCUGA
Bipolaris oryzae ATCC 44560 is the source of this 588-nucleotide messenger RNA. RefSeq lists its product as uncharacterized. Lineage: Eukaryota; Fungi; Ascomycota; Dothideomycetes; Pleosporales; Pleosporaceae. The transcript has a single exon. The record is from RefSeq and is a predicted model, not a curated record. Bases 1 to 588 code for a protein of 195 amino acids.